GGCCAGGACUCACUCGUUCACCAUGAUAAGUUACCAGCAGCGGUAGCUCAGGCAUUCAGAUUCCCCUCCCCCUUUUUUCCCUAUCCAUAGCAAGCCAACCACUGAAAAUGGACUCGGCACCCGUUCUCACCACCUUGUGCGCCCUAAGUUCCAGCAUCGUUCGUGUUGGGAGUUAUGUAUUUUUACGAUGGGUUUGUCGACAAUUCCGAGCUAGCUAGUAAUGCUGAGGUUGCUAAUGAUAUACCUUUGUGCAUUGCAGAUACCCGGACAUGUAGGUUCUUCUCAUCUCGCUGACGAACCCGGAAGAGCAGGGCGUGAUUGACGAAAGAUAGGUUUUCCCCACAGCGAUAUUCACCGCGUACGGCAUUUAUGCGUCCCUUUUCGCUAUCUUGUAUUUGGGCAAGCCGUCGUACGAGAUGAUAGCCAGUUCCUCCCGGGUCAACAUUCUGCGGCCGGCCGACCACGAUGCCGAGACGACAUCAAAACACACAAGAACGGACGGAGGAGCGACUGGGGGCACAACAUUAUCACCGGGAACGCCCACCGCGAUCGAGGCUACCGAAACAACCGUCUAUCGAAAGCGCCAACCCCACCCUAUCAAGCACCUCCUCUGGGGCACCCCCUCUGUUUCUGGGAAACUAAGUCUAGCAACCUUCGCAAUAAAUACGCUGCUCGCUAUCGCGACGUGGGAUCUAACUUUCCGCGCAACCUGCUUCUACACAAGCAAGGAUCUCAGCUUUGCUCGCAUCGGUCACGUCGGCCCCGAUUCCGCAAAGCUCCUACUACGAGAACCAGACUCCACCCACUACCCACUCUCGGUAUGGUAUUCGCACGACAAAGUCCCCACGAUUGACUUGCGCCUCGUCGACACGAUCUCCGAACCGUCUGAAGAAACGGAUUUCACAAACACGCUAACGCUGCAUCACCUAACUCCGGAGACGAGGUAUCGGUGGUACACUAGUUCGAAUCACUCCGGGACCUUCACCACGGCGCCGCGAGAGAAUGAGGCGCCGAGGGGGGGCAAGUUUACCUUUUUGACGACGAGCUGCAUCAAGGCGAAUUUUCCGUACGAUCUUACGGGACAUCCACUAGCGGUUAAGGGCUUCAGAGAUUUGGGCGCGUGGGUGGAAAGGUUGGAGGCCAGGUUUAUGUUGUUUUUGGGGGAUUUUAUUUAUAUCGAUGUGCCGAGGAGGCCGGGGUUUGACAAGGAAAGCUAUAGGCAGUAAGUUUUAUCCCAUCCAGUGUUCUCCAAAGCCGAGGGUCGCGACGCUAAUACUCCCAGACAAUACCGCCAGAUCUACGCCUCCCCAGACUGGCCUUCUGUAGGAGCCAACCUCCCAUGGAUUCACGUAAUUGACGACCAUGAAAUUUCCAACGACUGGUCUUCAAACACUACGGGCGUCUACUCCGCGGCGAUAGACCCCUUCAACAUCUAUCAACACUCCAUCAACCCCCCUCCUGUCCGUCCAGCCGGCGACCCCUACUACGCCUUCGACUAUGGCUCCGCGGCUAGUUUCUUCAUGCUUGACACACGCACCUACCGCUCUCCCGUCGACUUCCCUGACGGCCCGGAAAAGACCAUGCUUGGUACGCGUCAAAAGGCCGACCUCCUGCGCUGGCUAUCCCAGGGCAGCGGCUGGAAAAUAAUCGCUAGUAGCGUCCCCUUCACCAAAAACUGGCGUGUGAACGGCCGAGACACAUGGGGUGGAUACCUCCACGAGCGCCAGGAACUUCUUGAGCAAAUGUGGAAAAUUGGCGGUGGGCGAGUAGUCAUCCUUUCCGGCGAUCGCCACGAAUUCGCCGCAACGGCUUUCCCCCCAUCGCCGGAUUCCGGGUACUCGAUUGCUAGCACUGUUCACGAAUUCUCAUGCUCUCCGCUGAACCAGUUUUUUGUGCCCAUCAGGACAUAUAAGCAGCUCGACAACGAGGAUUUGCUGAUCAAGUAUGUCCCUGACGGAAAUAGAAAGUUUGGGGCCAUUACGGUGGAUACAACCAACGAAGAACAGGUUGUGCUGAAGUAUAGGCUUGUGGUUGAUGGGAGUGAGAAGUGGAGCUGGGUACUUACUGCGCCGAGGGUUCUGGAGAGGUUUGGUAAGGGGAAGGAGAGCGGGAAGUAGUGGAGCUGAAGGAUAUGAGAUAAAUGGGGGUGAAUUUGGGGGUUGGUCUAAUUUUAAAAUAGAUUAUUGGAGAAUGGUUGGAUAGGAGGGUUUCUUUAUCGGUUUUUGAUCUAGCUUGGCUGCCUGCUGGGUGGCACAAUAAUUAGUUGUUCUGUUAUGCAUCUGUUUUCCAGGGAAUUAAUUGGAUUUCGGUGGGGCUAGG
Messenger RNA from Tuber aestivum (summer truffle), 2319 nucleotides. NCBI's taxonomy places the organism in Eukaryota, Fungi, Ascomycota, Pezizomycetes, Pezizales, Tuberaceae. The record is from the annotation of a GenBank genome assembly.